UUUUUUGUUUAACUCCGAGAUAAUAUUUUAAGUCGCAGUUUGUGGAGAUUUCUAAAGUAGGUCACUGUCUGGGAUCGGCUGGAGCGCGCUCCCGCGGGCUGUGCGCGGCCGCGGCUGAAGGACAGAAACAACCGAGUUUAUCCUCACAUGUGAUCGUCGGAGGAUCCCGGCAGAGAUGAGCUGCAGGCUCCGCCUCCUAGCGUCCCGCGGCGCCCUCCAGCGCCGGCGCUGGUUCUGCUCGGCUGCACCCAUCAGCCGGAGCCUGCAGCAGAGCUACCGGGUCCUGGAGCUGCCCGGCGAGGGCCGCAGCAGCCCCGCCCAGGUGAAGGAGGCCUACCUGCGCCUGGCCAAGAUCUACCACCCCGACUCCGGCGCCGCCACGGCCGACCCGGCGCUGUUCGCCCGCGUGGAGGAGGCCUACCGCGCGGUGCUGGCCCACCAAAGCCGGGUCAGGGGGCCCGGCUCGGGUGAGGAGGACGAGGGCGGGGACGGGAAGUCCAGGGGCGCCGCCCUUCAGCACAGGCAAUACCUCAGCUACGAGGGCGUGGGCUCCGGCACGCCCAGCCAGCGCGAGCGGCAGUACCGGCAGGUCCGGGUGGACCGGGCCUCCGAACAGGUCCUGGACUACCGGCAGCGGGAGCACGAGAGGGCGGCGGCGGGGGACGGCGCGCUGAUGGAGCGCGACGUGCGGCAGCGCAGCCGCAAGAUCAAGAUCACGCAGGCGGUGGAGCGGCUGGUGGAGGACCUGAUCCAGGAGUCCAUGGCCCGCGGAGACUUCCGGAACCUGAGCGGGGCGGGGAAGCCCCUCGACAAGUUCCACCACAACCCGUACGCCGACCCCAUGACCCACAACCUCAACCGCAUCCUCAUCGACAACGGCUACCAGCCGCCCUGGGUCGUCACGCAGCGCGACAUCCGCGAGGGCCUCGCCCAGCUCCGGCGCCGGCUGCUGGAGGGCCGGGCCCGGCUGGGCGACCCCAUGAGCCCGGACGAGCAGAGGCAGUGGGAGGCGCUGUGCGGCUCAGUCCAGGAGGACCUGCGGAAGCUCAACCGGACGGUGGACGGCUACAACCUCAUUGCCCCGAUGCUGAAGAUGCAGAUGGUCCACUUCUCUCUGGCCCGCGAGGUGGAGCGGGCCGAGAGGGGCGCCGAGCAGCGCCGGGCCGAGCAGCGCCGGGAGAGGCAGGAGGACCGCCAGCGGAGGAUGGAGGAGAAGAAACGAGCCCUCGCCGCAAACAAGACCCGCACCGGCAAGCGAGGACUCGUGUCGUGGGUGCAGAGUCUGCUCGGACAUUAGAACCGGUACCCGACCCGGGUCCGGUUGCGUCGGGUUCCCAGGACCUGGACCGGGGGGAAACUUUCCUCCGUCCACAUCUGGGCCGUUUUUGGUGGAGAAAUGUGGGUGACGUCUAGAGAUGCACCGAUCAGGAUUUCGAGGGCCGAUCACCGAUUACAGCGCGAAAUCCAUAAAUUCGUCAAUAUUGUUGUGUCAUGUACAACACUGAAUUGUCUGUUUUAUUGCAGGCUGAGGCAAUGGGCAAUAUUUCACCCUCUAGCGACUCUUAGAGACGACUCAGACUUGGUUUACAAAGAGUAAGUGUAGCUUAUUAGCUUCAGCCUCCUGUGGUAAUAAUUAUGUACAACAUGUUCACCAACACACACAGCAGACAUGUCACUCUCUAAAAGUUGAUACAAGUUGUUAACUAUAAGCCUUAGUUUUCCUGUGGAAAAAGGAAUUAAAUCUUAAAAUAAAAAUUAAUCAUGAAUUAUCAAGCUUUGUGAAAGCUUUAGCGAUAGCAUCCGCCGCGUGUGAGGAAACUUUUCACACUAGAACUCCAAAUGUCCCUCGUGAAGCGACUGACACGGCCGUCGUCCUGCGUAAGACUUUGGAUGUGACUGGGUAUAUUCUGGUGUGACUCCAUUUAUUAGUGAAAUAUUUACUACUCGGCUGCGGGUACUGCGGAUCCAAGCAGCUAACGAGUCGUUUAAACCCGAUGUCUUCUACAACAGAAAGCAGCUGAUGAGCAAAGUAAUGAAUCCAUUACCUGACGAUGUCGACUUUGGCAACUCAAUAUCCUCCUUGGUGUGAGAGACUUUCAAAUGUCUUAUCAGCUUCGUUGUGUUGAAAUUCUUUUAUAACAUUCCUCCUCGGGGUAUCUCCUUUGGACCUUUCCAAACUGCAAAUUUGUUGUCCUAUUCGGACAUUGUAAAACUCCCAUACCGGCGAGGCCAUUUUCAGUGUUGAUGUUUUGUAGAGACGGCGGUUUGUUGUUGUAAACGUCAUCGGAUCGGCCUGAUUUGAACUAUUAUUUUCCGAUCUCCGAUCAAAACCGAUAAGGACGUUAUCGGGCCGAUACCGAUCGGUUGCCGAUCGAUCGGUGCAUCUCUAGUGACGUCACCCUGAGGUUGUCCAGUUCUUCUUACACGGUUUGGGUUUCACGGCAGCAAAAGUUUCAAAAUAAAAGCGGAUCUGCGUGAACAGAACCCCAGAGGUCGGAGCCUCGACACGGAACCAGGUCGACCCCAGGGCAGGAAGUUGCUUGCUCAUGAACGCCCGGGAAAAGAACCAGAACCUCUGACCCGGGACGCCCCAAAAAGACGGGUUCCUGAACCGAAUCACGCCAGAGUCCAAAGAUUAUUAUUAUUAUUAUUUUAUUUAUUCAGUAUGAGCCGACUUGUUCAGCGGCUCGUUUGUAUGAAACGUUGAAACAGUCAAAAUUAAAUAAAUAAUUAAUUAAAUCAUUGAAUAAAUGUACAAUGAAAUAAAUACAAUUGGAAAUACAUAAAUAUAUAAUUUAUUUAACAUACAAUUAAAUAAUUAAAUGUAUUAUUAAAUAAUUAAAUCGUUAGUCGAAGUUGUUUAAAUAAAUGUAUGAUGUCAGCCAAUGCAGGAACCAUGAAAUAAUUAAAUAUGUAAAUAAAUAAUGAAAUAUACAUCCAAUGAAAUAUUUAACAUUUAUUUAUGCAAUUGUAUAUUAAAUAAAUUAUAUACUUAAGUUUUUCCAAUUUUAUUUAUUUCAUUGUACAUUUAUUUAAUGAUGAAUUCAUUAAUUAUUUAUCUAAUUUUGACUGUUUCAGCAUUCCAUACGUUUGCACACAGUGUGAUUUUAAAAGCAACACAUGAGAAUAAAACUACUAAAACUUUCAGAAUAAAGUUGUGAUGUU
This is a messenger RNA of Cololabis saira (Pacific saury), 3165 nucleotides long. It is a transcript of the gene dnajc28, whose product is annotated as DnaJ (Hsp40) homolog, subfamily C, member 28. The record is from RefSeq and is a predicted model, not a curated record. The transcript has 3 exons. NCBI's taxonomy places the organism in Eukaryota, Metazoa, Chordata, Actinopteri, Beloniformes, Belonidae. The coding region runs from base 176 to 1297 and encodes 373 amino acids.